Molecule: messenger RNA, 710 nt
Organism: Spea bombifrons (plains spadefoot toad)
Lineage: Eukaryota; Metazoa; Chordata; Amphibia; Anura; Pelobatidae
Gene: TIMM9
Product: translocase of inner mitochondrial membrane 9
Exons: 4
Coding region: 173-442 (89 amino acids)
Source: RefSeq, a predicted model, not a curated record
UAUUAUUUUCUUCCCGUUUUAUCUUGUUUUGCUUUAUGAGAAUAUGGGAGUCUGACGAAAGUGCUUCUGAGAAUUCAGUGCUGUGUUCGCCCCUCCCACGUGUUUCUACGGCCGGACAAGGAGACCGGAAUACGAUCGGACCUGAUCCUGCCUUUUAACACCAGUAAGAAAUAUGGCAGCUCAGAUAAACGAAUCGGAUCAGAUCAAACAGUUCAAAGAAUUUCUUGGAACAUACAAUAAACUAACGGAAAACUGUUUUCUGGACUGCGUGAAAGAUUUUACAACACGAGAAGUUAAACCUGAGGAGAUGACCUGCUCAGAACAUUGUCUACAGAAAUACCUGAAAAUGACGCAGAGGAUAUCCAUGAGAUUCCAAGAGUACCAUAUACAGCAGAACGAAGCAUUAGCUGCCAAAGCAGGACUUAUUGGUCAGCCGCGGUAAUGAAUGUGGCCUGUGCUCCAUUACGCUCUGCAAGCUCUGCCAUGAGCUUCCCAGCAAAGAAAAGAGAACCGCUGAGAGGCACCAUGUUACUUCCAACGCGAAGAGAACGUCUGAAAGAUCAAAUAUGCAAGCCGAGCCGAGACAGCAGAGACGCAGAUUGUUUUAAGCCCUUUGCUUUGGGCAACACCAAACGGGAUUGGGGAUCACAAAUAUACAUUCACCUUAAGAGGUUACAACCUCUGUUGCAAUAAAAGACAAUUAUGCCUCA